CGCAAGGUAUAAAAGAGUCAUGAUGCCUCCAGAACUGGAGGUUUGGCUCUUGGGCCUCUUGUUUACGCGCCGUCAAGCCUUUCCCAAGUAUCAAGAUGCGUGGACACUUCUGGGCCGUCCCGGCCGUACUGGCCGCCGUCAUUGACUCGGCCGCUUCCAAGCCAGUCACCACCACAACGGCCAGCCCAACUGUCCCUACCAGUGAGCCUUGUGCCAUUGUGAGCAGCUCAUGGGCUACCCAGAAGGCCGCCAACCCGGCAGCUACCCCGACUGUGGCAGCAGCUCUUGCUUACGAGUGUCUGAACUCGAUCCCUCUCGGAAAGGCUGCCGCCAUCGAGCUCGUGGAUUCGCUCAGGCCCUACCUCGACUGGCAGAGUGACUCGGCCUACAAGGCCAAGCCGCCCAGGGAGUACCCUUACCCGGGUUACGAUCUCUUCGGCGCUCUUGACAACGUCAAGGCCAAGCUGCAGGCGGACAAGUACGCCAACGAGUACCAGUUCCAGCAGGAGCUGUACACCACCGUCUGGGGCCCCGGCCACGACGGCCACUUCGUCUUCUACCCGGACGCCCUGACGCGGGUCUUUGAGUGGCGCCGCCAGCGCUCCCUGGUGUCCAUCAGCGAGGAUGGCAAGUCCCUACCCGUCAUCAAGGUGUACGAGGACGUCCUCGCCAACCCCAAGACCGCCUCCGUCGUCAAGCUGAUCAACGGCAUCGACGCCGCCACCUAUCUGGCCAAGACCAUCGACGCCGCCGGCUUCAGCCAGGACCCCGACGCCAACUACAACUCCAUGUUCUACCAGAAGGCCACCUUCGCCAACAGCGGGUCUACCGGCUACUUCGCCAACGGCGGCCGCAUCCGGUACAUCUACCAGGGCGCCAACACCACGCUGACCUUCGCCAACGGCACCAGCUUGACUCUCGAGAACCAGGCGGCCGUCAAGGCCGACAUGACGGGCGUCACCUCGGGCGCGGCCUACUACGCCAAGUUCUGCGACCCCAACGGCGUCUCCACCGUCGCAAGCACGGAGUCCGCCGCCGCCGCUCCCGCAGCGAACGUCCCCGGCUAUCCCAAGCCGGUGAUCAUCACCUCCGACGCCGUCGUAUCCGGCUACUUCCUCGAAGGCGCGGGUUACGAAGACGUAGCCGUGAUCGCCCUCCUCGCCUUCGAGUCCAACUCCAUCGCCGAGUUCCAAGCCGUCGUGCAGGAUUUCAUCGCCGAGGCCGUAGCAGCCGGCAAAACAAAACUAAUCGUCGAUUUCCAGAACAACGGCGGCGGCUACAUCCUCCAGGGUUACGACUUCUUCCGCCAGUUGUUCCCCUCCAUCGUCCAAGACGGCUACUCCCGGUGGAAGGAAACCGAUCCCUACAACGCCAUGGCCCAAAUCGUCAGCGACCGCGUCGCCGGCAUCAAUCCCUAUACCAACCCCGACGGCGACCUAGUAGAGGACUACGAGUCCUCGUUCAACUACCGCUACGACCUCAACCUGACCAACCAACCCUUCCGCUCCUUCGACGCCAAAUUCUCCCCGCAUGUCUACCAGGGAACCAAAUACACCAACCUGAUGCGCUGGGACCUCAACGACAACCUGACCACCACCAACUCCACCUACGGCAUGGGCAUCGAGAUCACCGGCUACGGCUCGCUCAACCCCUCGGCCGUGUCCCAACCUUUUGACUCCGAAAACAUCGUCAUCCUCUACGACGGCGUGUGCGCCUCCACCUGCACUCUCGCCUCCGAGUUUUUGCGAGUCCAAGCAGGCAUCCAAUCCAUCGCCAUGGGCGGCCGUCCCAACCACCGCAAUCUGAUCCAAGGCGUCGGCGGCGUCAAGGGCGCCCAAGUCCUGCAGUAUCGCAACAUUUACUCGUACGCUCAGAAGUACCUCCCCCUCGCCAAGACCGAAUCCCAAAGGGAAGCUCUCUCCCAGUUUUCUGACCUACCCAUCAACCGGAGUUCCUCGGCGGCCGUCAACGUGCGCGACCAGAUCCUGCGGGAUCACGUCAACGACGGCACGCCCGCGCAGUUCGUGGUGGAGGAGAGCGAGUGUCGCUUGUUUUGGACGCUGGAUAUGGUUAGGGAUGUGAGCGCUGUGUGGAAGCGGGCGGCGGAUGUGGCUUUUAACAAAGGAAAAUGCAACGUUGGUGGGAUUAAGCCUGGUAAGGGCAAGGGACCUAAGCCUACGAAUCCGGGUCAUGGUAAUGGUAAUGGUGGUGGACGGCCGGGAGCCGGUAAGGGCAAUGGGAAGGGUGGAAAGAGAUUGUCGGAGAUUGUGAGGGAGGAGGAGUCGAAGAUGGGUGUGUCGAGCUUUGGUGGAAAGGGAGGUAAGACGCAGCAGCAGAUUGAGGAUUGGGAGGCUGUUUAUCGGUUGCAGGUUAUUCCUUGAAUCGGGGUAAGAUGUUUUGGAUAUGAAGAAUUGGAUAAGGGAAGGGGACGGUGUUGUAUAUAUGAAGAGGGGAGUACUUCUUUGUAUAAG
This is a messenger RNA of Neurospora tetraspora, 2471 nucleotides long. RefSeq lists its product as uncharacterized. Bases 96 to 2381 code for a protein of 761 amino acids. The transcript is spliced from 2 exons. The record is from RefSeq and is a predicted model, not a curated record. Lineage: Eukaryota; Fungi; Ascomycota; Sordariomycetes; Sordariales; Sordariaceae.